This is a messenger RNA of Paramecium sonneborni, 871 nucleotides long. The record is from the annotation of a GenBank genome assembly. Lineage: Eukaryota; Ciliophora; Oligohymenophorea; Peniculida; Parameciidae.
AAAAAUAUGUAAAGGUUCGAAAGUGAAUUGAAUACAGAAGGGGAAUCAUAAGCAGCUUAUACAAGAUUCGAGUCAUCCCCAUCAGUUGGAUAAUUAUCAGGUACACAUUUAGAGAAAUAAACAAUAAUAAAAUCAACUCUAAUUGCAACAAUUGGAUCAUUCAUAUUUACAUAUGGUAUAUUGGCAUCAUCAGGAAAUAAUAUGGCAAUAUUGGUCAUAUUAUUCUUAAGUAUUUUAAUGACUGAUCGUUUGACUGUAUUUAAUCCAGCUGUUAGCUUUAUUGAUUUAUUGAGUGCUCGAAUAGGAUUUUAAGAAUUUAUGUUUAAUGUAUUAGGAUAAGUUGGUGGUAGUUUAUUAGGUGCAAUGGUGUGUUUCUUUGUUCUAUAAGAUUUUACAAAUGCACCAUAUUUAGAUGCUAAGAUUGGUGAUAAUUUAAUUGGAGUAUUAGAAUAUAUUCAUUAAGUAUUUAGUCAGUUGAAGGAGAAUUAUUUGGAUCGAUUCUAUUUAUGAUUGUUUUAGUAUUAUAAGAGGAUGACUAUUUGAGAUUUACAGAUGAUAAAUUAGAACAUGCUCUUGUUAUCACUUUAGGAUUUGGUGCAGCACGCAUCUUAUCAUCUGAAGGAUAAUCACUCUUCAAUCCAGCAUUUGCUUUUAGGUAUUCAUAUAACCAUAUUUAUAGUUUGGAAUUAUUUGAAUGUAUUUAAGAUGGCUCUUGGGGUAGAUUUGGAUUCUUAUGGGUAUUCACUUGUACUCCAUUUAUGGCAGCUGUUGUUGCUAUUAUGUUCAAUAGCCAAAUAUAUAAGAGAUUCUAUGAUAAGAAAAUUUAAUAUGGAUUUUGAUUUAUUAAUUAUCUAUUAUACAUUUAUAAAAG